UACGAUUCAGUUAGUUGUUUUUCGGACCCGUACCCGUUAAAACGUGUUUUUGUGGGUGCGUUUCGUGAGUUGAAAAUUAUAAGAGAAGAAGAAGAAAAAAAUAAGAAAAAAAAAUUGAAAGAAAAAACAUUGUUGAUAAUAGCAAUAAUGAAGAGUAUAGUUCAAUCCCAAUACACAUAAUAUUCUAAUGGACAGAUAUAUCUGAUUGAUUUAGAAACUAUAUGAAAACUGUUGAAUGUUUGGGGUAUAUACAUUGUAAGCUCGUGACAUAAUGAAUUACUUUCCAGGUUUUACUUGUUGUAGAUAAAUUCAUUUGAAGGAGUCUCGCCGCACGGUCCCGUUUCCAGGGGCCAUGAGGCGUUGGCCUUCACAGAUGUUUCUACUGCUCUCUGUGGUGGCAGCUUUAACAUUUUAUCGGAUUGUUUCGGCCAAUUUACACAACAGAACGACAUUGACCAUUGGAUACUUGACUGCGAUAAAGGGCGAUCUGAAAGACAAACAGGGACUGGCCAUUUCCGGAGCAUUAACACUAGCUCUGGACGAAAUCAACAAUGAUCCAAAUGUAUUGCCAGACGUACAAUUAGCCUUGAGAUGGAAUGAUACGCGUGGGGAUACGGUCAUAGCGACACGGGCUAUGACUGAGAUGAUUUGUGAUGGUGUGUCGUCGUUUUUCGGCCCGGAAGGUCCAUGCUAUGUUGAAGCUAUUGUAUCGCAAAGUCGAAAUAUUCCAAUGUUGUCCUAUAAAUGUUCCGAUUACAAAGCUUCGGUUAUACCAACAUUUGCCAGAACUGAACCGCCAGAUACGCAAGUUACCAAAUCAGUUAUCUCGUUACUAACCUACUACGGCUGGAAGAAAUUUUCCAUUGUACAUGAAGAGGUGUGGACCACUGUCGCAAAUUCAUUGAAGCACCAGGCUGAAUUGAAAAACAUUUCCGUCAAUCACUGUGAAAAGGUUCAGGACACCCAUACAUGUUGUGAGAACAAUUUAGACUGCUGUGGAAGUGCAUACUUGUAUGGGAUUAUCCAACGCACCAUGAACCGAACCAGAAUCUAUGUCUUUCUUGGAUCAUCAAAUGUUCUCGUUGACAUGAUGACACUGAUGGAUUCGCUGCAACUGUUUUCGAAUGGUGAAUACAUGGUCAUAUUUGUGGAUAUGGCCACAUAUUCGACGAGAGAAGCGUCGCGAUAUUUAUUUAAAGUUCAGACGGUGAAUGAGAUGAAGUCAUGUGUGGCCGAUAUGGAGAAGAUAAAGAAAAGAGCUCGCAGCUUGCUUGUUGUUGUAUCAACGCCUCCCACUGAAAACUACGGAAGCUUUACAGCCAAAGUGAACGAGUACAAUGACAAAGAACCGUUCAACUUUCACACACCGACCAUCUUUCGUGACUACGAAAAGUUUGUGUCCAUCAAUGCGGCAUAUUUGUACGAUUCCGUGAAAUUAUACGCUUGGGCUCUCGAUAAGUUACUGAGAAGUGAUACACGACCACUUACAUCCGAUGUGGUUUACGAUAUUGCUAGCAAUGGAACCAGGAUUAUCGAGACUAUAAUCAACAAUCGAACGUACAAGAGUGUUACCGGAUCGAUGAUUAAAAUAGAUUCCUACGGUGAUUCAGAAGGCAAUUUCUCCGUGUUAGCGCUGAAGCAACAUCCUAGUACGCUCCGAGAAAAUAUUACAUGUGAAUAUACAAUGUUACCAGUUGCUUACUUUCAACAAGGAGAGACAUUGCCAGAAUAUAAAAUCAUAAAUGCAUCGGUACGAAUUGACUGGCCCGGUUCUGAAAAGCCGUCCGAUCAGCCGGUUUGUGGUUUCCUAAACGAAGCCUGUCCGAAGGAUAGUGCACACUUAACAUCGAUAGUUGUGGCCGGUGUGUUAGGUUUGGUUCUGUUUUGUGCUUGUGUGAUAGCGAUGAGCAUUUACCGGAAAUGGAAAAUUGAACAGGAAAUCGAAGGUUUGUUGUGGAAAAUCAAUCCACACGAAAUCAAAGGAUAUUUCGGCAAUGACAUCAUUUCGUCGCCGAGUAAGCUCAGCCUCAUCAGCGCUGCAUCAUUCGGAUCGAAUCGUUCCAAUCAAGUGUUUACAACAACUGGCAAAUUUAGAGGUGUGGUCGUCCGUAUAAAAGAAUUGAAAUUUACCCGCAAGAAAGACAUUUCACGUGAUAUUAUGAAAGAAAUGCGAUUAUUAAGAGAACUGCGACAAGAUAAUAUAAAUAGUUUUAUUGGCGCAUGCAUUGAGCCAUUCAGAACAUUACUAGUCACUGAUUACUGUGCGAAAGGGAGCCUGUAUGAUAUAAUUGAGAAUGAAGACAUAAAAUUGGACGAUUUGUUUAUUGCCUCACUAAUUCAUGAUUUGAUUAAGGGAAUGAUCUACAUUCAUGAUUCAGCGUUGUAUUUUCAUGGGAAUUUAAAAUCCUCAAAUUGUGUUGUGACGUCACGAUGGAUGCUUCAAGUGACUGAUUUCGGUUUAAAUGAUUUGCGCCAUUGUGCUGAAAACGAGUCCAUUGGCGAACAUCAAUAUUAUAGAAGUCAAUUUUGGAAAGCACCAGAACUACUAAGAAAUCCAAAUAUUUACGGUUCGCCGAAGGCAGACGUGUACGCUUUUGCUAUAAUUUUGUUCGAAGUUAUCGGCAGAAAGGGUCCAUUCGGCCAGAUCGGCUACGAGCCGAAAGAAAUUAUCGAACUUGUGAAACAGAUUCCAGAAGGCGAUGAGGAACCUUUUCGGCCCGAUAUCGAAUACAUUUUGGAGUCGGGAAAUUGUGCCGACUACAUUGUAAAUUGUAUGAAAGAGUGUUGGGAUGAGAAUCCAGAAGUGCGUCCAGACUUUACAACGAUCAGAGGGCGCUUGAAGAAAAUGCGAGGCGGCAAAUCAAAGAACAUCAUGGAUCAAAUGAUGGAAAUGAUGGAGAAAUACGCCAAUAACUUAGAAGACGUUGUAAACGACAGAACGAGACUAUUGUGCGAAGAGAAGAAGAAAACGGAAGACUUAUUGCACCGAAUGUUGCCGCAGAGUGUGGCUGAAAGCUUAACUAGAGGCCAUGGGGUUGAACCUGUCUCAUAUAAUUCGGUUACUAUUUACUUCAGCGAUAUCGUUGGUUUUACAGCAAUGUCUGCUGAGAGCACACCGCUGCAAGUGGUUAACUUUCUCAACGAUCUGUACACAGUGUUCGAUCGGAUUAUCAAAGGUUAUGACGUUUACAAGGUCGAAACGAUUGGCGAUGCGUACAUGGUCGUAUCUGGUCUACCCAUUCAGAAUGGGGAUCGUCAUGUGGGUGAAAUAGCAUCCAUGUCGUUAGACCUAUUAUUAGCUGUUAGGAAACAUAAAAUAUCACAUCGGCCAAAUGAGACGCUUAAACUGCGAAUAGGAAUGCAUACUGGUCCAGUCGUGGCUGGAGUAGUUGGUUUGACGAUGCCGCGAUUCUGUUUGUUCGGCGAUACUGUGAAUACGGCGUCAAGAAUGGAAAGCAACGGUGAAGCAUUGAAAAUUCAUAUAUCGGAGCAAUGUAAAGCAGCUCUGGAUCGCAUUGGCGGCUAUGUUACCGAAAGUAGAGGACGUAUCCAGUUGAAGGGGAAGGGAGAAGUAGUAACGUACUGGCUAACUGGGGCUACUGAGAAGGCUGUGCAAAGAAGAGAAGUUGAUGUACGCGAUCUACCUCCACCCCUAUUUUGUAGGCCCAGACGAAGUCCAAAGCUAAAUUGUGAUUCAAGACAACCAAGUUUUAUUGGCGCACCAUACUUUGGUGGUGGAGUCGGUGGUGGAACUGGCAGUCGUAGACAGUCCAGUGUACCACGACCAGAAGCAGAAAGUACGUACAGUCUUCAGGGAUCACUGCAUGCACAAAAAAAUUCACCUCGACCUAGUCAUAGAAAGCUCGACCGUUCGCCAUUGUAUUUAAAUAACGGAUCGAACAAUGUCCUCUGUCAAUCCGAUCUGGAUCAUUUCGAACUGAACAGAAAACCGUUAGCAAUGGUACGACCACGUCAAAUCCUUAGUUCGCUUAAAUCGAACGAAGAAUUGCCAUCACUCCGCGAUCCGAAUAGUAAUUUACGCGAAAGUAAAUCAUUGGAUCGAUUCCCGAGCCAGCUGCGAAAGCGACACGACGCAAAAGUGCCAACCAAAAUGCAGAAAUUAAGUUCCCGGUCGUUGGAUUGCGGUGUGGCGAUGAUUGUGAGCGAAAAUGCAAAUUUCGAGCCCAAACUCAGUAGAAAAAUUUCGUCCAAACACCUCAACAACAACUGUAACGGUUCGAUAGCGAUGGAAGAUCCAAAGUGUCCGUUACUGUUGCGCCAGGGAUCGUUGAAUAGUCCGCACGACGACAGUAUGUUACAGCAAACGAAGCGAUGGCGUUCGUUGGAAACGGUUGGCGGUGAUGAGGAUGUGGAGAAUAAAAAAUCGUUCACCAGAAAUUCGAUCAAAUCGUGGCUGGUGGGAUUUUUUCAAAGCAACGGGUUAAGAUCUAGCAAUUCGUCGUUACGGAAAGUGGGUGUUGUACAAAAUACAGUCAAAGAAUUAGCUGGAUUCAGUGAGCUACCUUCCUCACCUGAAAAUGAAAGCAUUGUCUAAAUCGAUCAAUUUUUAUCCUUAAUGACAAAAAACAAAUCACAAAAGAAAGAAAAAAACAAACAAAAUAGAAUCGAAUGAAUCUGUCACUGUAGCUUUUACAAUUUAAAUGUACGUGUAGGUAGUUAUUAAAAGAAAAAAGAGAAAAGAACAAGAAAACAAAAAUCUUCAUUUUAUUAGACACUAAAAGAAAAGAAAAGAAAAAUGAUUUAUCUUACCUGCAAUUUGUAUAUUGUAAACUAUAAACUAUAAUUGUUGUCGAAGAGAGUCAUAUUGAAUUACAAAUGAAAAAUGUUUAAUAAUAUUUUAUGAACAAAU
Messenger RNA from Bradysia coprophila, 4870 nucleotides. Its product is annotated as receptor-type guanylate cyclase Gyc76C-like. Gene Ontology annotation, molecular function: protein kinase activity; ATP binding; adenylate cyclase activity. The record is from RefSeq and is a predicted model, not a curated record. Gene Ontology annotation, cellular component: plasma membrane. Gene Ontology annotation, biological process: intracellular signal transduction; protein phosphorylation; receptor guanylyl cyclase signaling pathway. Lineage: Eukaryota; Metazoa; Arthropoda; Insecta; Diptera; Sciaridae.